AGCCGAAAAGAUUGUUUUGGCUCGAGGCGUCUUUCUUCAUUGUUUACUAUUUUACGAGUCAAAUGGCAAAUUGAACGAAUACGAUAUAUUUGCUAUAUCCUCAAAUCACGGCUGACAAUAAUAUGUUAUAUGCGAUUUUUAUACCAUAGCAAGUAAGGAACUUUAAAAUAACAAUCAUGAAUUUAGAGUUACUCGAGUCGUUUGGCCAAAACUAUCCAGAGGAAUUUGAUGGUGCUUUAGACUCAAUAUCCCUGGCAGCAACAUGUGCAUUCAAUAGACGUGGCACUCUCUUAGCUGUAGGAUGCAAUGAUGGCAGGAUAUUCAUAUGGGACUUCCUAACUCGAGGCAUAGCCAAGUCAAUAUCAGCCCACGUAUUCCCUGUCUGCAGCUUGAGUUGGUCGCGAAACUGUAAAAAGUUGUUAUCAGCCUCAACAGAUCACAAUGUCUGUAUAUGGGACGUUCUUUCGGGAGAGUGUGAGCAACGCUACAGGUUCCCAACAGCUAUUCUAAGAGUACAGUUUGAUCCAAGAAACGACAAACGAUUUCUUGUGUGCCCCAUGAGGCAUGCAGCUUUAUUGGUGGAUACCGAUGGUGACCAUAAGAUACUACCUAUAGAUGAUGAUGGUGAUAUCAACGUCAUAGCGUCGUUCGACAGGCGAGGCGACUAUGUGUACACCGGCAAUGCCAAAGGGAAGAUAUUGAUACUCGACCCGCAGACACUGACCGUGAAAGCCAGCUUCAAAAUAACCGUUGGCACAUCCAGUACUACUGGGAUCAAGAGUAUCGAGUUUGCCAGAAGAGGAGACUGCUUCCUCGUGAAUACUUCAGACCGAGUCAUCAGGGUGUACGACACAAACACUGUAGUGAAAUCUGGAAUGAAUGGCGAACCGGAGCCAAUUCAGAAGCUGCAAGAUCUUGUUAACAAAACGACGUGGAAGAAGUGCUGUUUCUCUGGCGACGGCGAAUACAUAUGCGCUGGCUCGGCCAGACAACACGCGCUAUACAUAUGGGAGAAGUCCAUUGGGAACUUGGUGAAAAUCCUCCACGGCACUAAAGGAGAACUGCUGUUGGACGUGGUGUGGCAUCCCAUACGACCCAUCAUAGCCAGCAUAAGCGCUGGAGUUGUGUCAAUCUGGGCGCAGAACCAAGUGGAGAACUGGUCGGCCUUCGCGCCGGACUUCAAAGAGCUCGACGAAAAUGUGGAAUAUGAGGAGCGGGAGAGCGAGUUCGAUGUGGAAGACGAAGACCGCUCGGUGGAUCAGGCUGGCGAAAGCAAAGACGAUGAAGAAGUUGAGGUGGACGUGACAACCUGCGAGGCCGUCGCGGCGUUCUGCAGCUCUGAUGAGGAAGGCGAGGAUGAGAACAUGCUCUCGUUCCUGCCGAUCGCGCCAGAGAUAGAGGAUCCUGAGGACGGCUGGGCGGCCACGCAAGAAACUGUCACGCCUAGUGAGACACCGGAGAUAUUGGAGCCCGCUGCGAAACGACCGAAGAGCAAAACAUACGAGAUUUCACUCAAGGUCACUCCGAAUGAUCAUCCACUACCAUUUGGAGGCAAAAAUAAACAGGCAGCGGGAAAUAAGAAAGUUGCUGGCAGACCUCGAAAAUAAAUCAUAACAAAAAAAUAAUCCAAUGUUUUUCUAUGUAUUUUAAAUUAUAUUUUUUAUCACUUUAUUGCCAAGAUAAAUAAAAAAUAUAUUAUCUUAAUAGUUAACACGACCUACGU
Messenger RNA from Pararge aegeria (speckled wood butterfly), 1723 nucleotides. RefSeq names its product retinoblastoma-binding protein 5 homolog (gene Rbbp5). Gene Ontology annotation, molecular function: protein binding. The coding region runs from base 177 to 1607 and encodes 476 amino acids. Gene Ontology annotation, cellular component: Set1C/COMPASS complex. The record is from RefSeq and is a predicted model, not a curated record. The transcript is spliced from 11 exons. NCBI's taxonomy places the organism in Eukaryota, Metazoa, Arthropoda, Insecta, Lepidoptera, Nymphalidae.